AUGGUACACGAAAAUCGUCGCCACCGAAGCGCGGGCUCGGCCCGUAAAAGUAGCUUCACCACCAGCCUGAGACGCCAUAGCAGCGGGAGUUUUCUUUCAAGGGUCUUAGGGAGUUUUCGACAUAAGCAUCAUGAGGAGAAAGGGAAGAAGACGUCAGCGCAAGAAAAGGAGGAGCGACAGGAUUGGAUGGCCAACUACAAAGGCACACAUCACCCCGACCGGCCGCGUGUCGACAAGCGUACCCAGGAGAUGGUAUCCGAUGAAGAGUACGCCGCGCGGCUCGGCUGGAUACGGAAGAGGAGCGAUCACAAUGGGCCGUCGCAGAGCCCCGUGCCUAAUUUCAGUUAUUCGUCGACGAGCCCGAGGAGCAAUAGGAUGAGCUCCGUGUCCCCGACGUUCACUACUAAGACGGGCAAACCAUUUGGCGACUGGGUACCAUCCCGGGGGAACACUACUACGGACCCGGUCCUGGUCUCUCCAGUAUUGCCUGGCGUUGGGGCAAUACGAACAUACAACGCAGGUGCCUUAGAUCGAGGCCCUAUCAUCCGGUAUAGCGAGGGGCCCGAGAAACGAGGACAUCCGCCGCCAAGGAAGAUAUCAGCCUCUAGUCACCCUUCCAAGAGGCGUGGCUCACGGGGUUCGAUGCUCGGGGGGAAGAGAACUGCGGCUGAUAUCGAGAUAACCAAUCUACCGGACCGCGAGCCCAGGACGACGAUAUACGACGCCUCUCUUACCAGCGAGCACGCACCCGGCCUCAUCCUAAACUCUUCACCGAUUUCACCCUCAGCACAAACAUGUCCCUGGCGCGGCUGCCACGCCGUUCUUAUCACGGCGCAAGAGAAAGAGGACAACCUCUGCAAUAGAUGCCGCGAGGCCCUAUUCCCCCGAGAAAGCGCAUUCUUCGGCCCAUAUCCGCCCGUCAUCCAGGACGCCCAUCUCGAAACGCUCCAAGCUCUCACCGGCUCUGUUACCACUACCAACAUCGAGCACACCCAAGCCCAGACCAUCCGCAGACGACCCACCGGCCUCGACAAGCGGUCUAGCGCCGGGGGCUUUAAGCUACUCCCGGCGCCGCGGGGGAAGAGGCGAGAUAUCGUCGAAGCGCAGAGGAAGGCUAGUAAUGAUAAUGAUGUUGACGAUGAUGACGAUGACGACGACGACGAUGAGGAUGAAGAUAGUAGUAAUAGCAGCGAGAAGGAGAGCGGGAACCAAUCCGACGAGUCGGCCUGGAGUACUUUCUCACCAUACAACAAGCAACGCACCAGUCCCAGAAUCCAAGACGCCGGCCCGUUUUCCCCUCUUCACGAGGGGAUUUUCGGAACCAGUCCCCGGUCCGCAGGCAUUCGAUUUAGCAGGGGAGACGGUAGUCGCACGUACGGGAAGCAAGAAGACGUAUCAGCAGAAGCAGAAGCAGAACCCCUUUCCCCACAUACCAAGGCCCCCAGCGACAAAUCCUGGACGACGGACAUGCAUUCCACCUCGAGCGACAGCGACGAGCCGCUGUCCCCGUACUCGGAUCCCGACAUGGAAAUAGUGCAGGACCUGUACCCGCCCCCGCUCAUCGCCCGCAUCCAGAGCACCGGCGCCGGCGACCGCGCCCUCCAGCAGCGCCGGCCGAGCAAUGUUUAUCGCUGUAGGGAUACCUUGCUGUAUAGGGAGAUCGAGGAUAUAAUCGAUUGCUAUGCGUACCCUGAUGAGACGAAGACGAAGACGGGAACGGGGAUGGGGAUGGGGAUGGAUAUAGCGGAGCAGGGGCAGAGGCAGGAGAAGGAGAAGGAGAAGGAGAAGGAUCAGGAGAAGGACCGCCAAAGGGCUGAUACAGUUACGUCGUCGUACUUUGCGGACGAGCCGGAGGCGGCGCAGAUGAGGAGGAGGGGGUUUAUCUAA
Messenger RNA from Daldinia childiae, 1887 nucleotides. RefSeq lists its product as uncharacterized. Lineage: Eukaryota; Fungi; Ascomycota; Sordariomycetes; Xylariales; Hypoxylaceae. The record is from RefSeq and is a predicted model, not a curated record. The coding region runs from base 1 to 1887 and encodes 628 amino acids. The transcript has a single exon.